Messenger RNA from Blepharisma stoltei, 1057 nucleotides. The record is from the annotation of a GenBank genome assembly. Lineage: Eukaryota; Ciliophora; Heterotrichea; Heterotrichida; Blepharismidae.
AUGGAUAGUGAAAAAUCUCCCGAAAAGCAAAAAGAAUUUAUUGACACUGAUGCGUGCUCAAAUUCAGAUAGAAGCCCUGAAAUAACUCCAAGCCAGCCAAGUCACCAUCAAAAAAGUGAGAGUGGUUUUCAGUCUAUUUCUCUUGAUGAUCCUUCAAUGGUGAAGCUAGAAAAGCAGUACAAUGCCAAAUAUACGACGAUCAUCUGAUAUGCAAGAUUCCUACAGGUUUAUUCAAUAAUUGACUGCUUAUUAUGUUUCAUAAUUGCCAUCAGUACUGCCAAGAAUAAAAAAUUGUAUCGAAGAGUCACGGAGUCACAGGUGGUAGUUUCCGGGGUGGAGUGCAGGCGCUGGUUGACUGAGCCUCUCUCGACCCACAGAUAAGAGGAAUGAAGGCACUUCUAGAAGAGCAUUAUACUGCCUACAAAUGGCAUAAGGAGGAGGUACUGGACGCGUCCUUCAUACCCUGAGCACUACCAGGUGUUAAGAGAGUCCUGUGCUGCAAUUUUUGGUCCGAGUAGGUUCGGGUGAGUUCCCCGUUAGACUGACGACACCACCAUUUUUUGUGGCCCAGAAGGUAAAGGGCUUUAGGUGGCUUUAGUGCUUAGCGCCACAUAAAGCGUGAUGCUGAAGCUCGAAUGGCUAGGGUCUAAAAUAACCCCAGUUUAACCCCUCUCUAAUGACUCUUUUUCUUCUAUGUUUCAUAUAUUUUCUAUCGGAAUUCUAUUAUCUCAUCAUUUUGAUUAUAAUGCCAGUAAAUGGAUAUCUGGCUGGGUACCAUCUUAAUAGAACAUUUUUGUCGAUUUAUAUUCUAUACCAACUUGGUGCUUCUAUUUUAAGGCUGGUCAUCAUUGGUAUCGUGGAAGAUGUGGCUUUCACUAUCCUAACCACAUUGGUCAUCAUCUCCACAGGGUUUGUCCUUUUAUUUCUUAUACGAUUUUUCAGGUUUUUAGGGAGAGUUAAUAGGAUUGAAAAGCAAGAAAUUUAUUUAUUGAUGCACGGAAAUAACAAAGUACAAAUGGAAAUUUUGCAAAAGAGGAAGUUAGAGAUGAUUUCUUAA